Messenger RNA from Paramacrobiotus metropolitanus, 1209 nucleotides. RefSeq lists its product as uncharacterized. Lineage: Eukaryota; Metazoa; Tardigrada; Eutardigrada; Parachela; Macrobiotidae. Bases 24 to 1166 code for a protein of 380 amino acids. The transcript has 4 exons. The record is from RefSeq and is a predicted model, not a curated record.
UACGUAGUGUGUAUUUUGAAAGAAUGAACAUCAUACUUUGCUUUGUGGUGCUUGUAUGGAGCCUGAUGGACAGUGCAUUGGCGGGAUUGAGUGUGGACUUAGCAAAUAUCCCGAUGAAAACCAGGGUGCCCAUUAAAGAUCCCAAUUUGCAAGUAUCCGAAGCGGUGUCCAUCAAUCUCCUCGCUGGCGCUGGUAGCGAUAGCAGUAAUGAGGUGGUGCACCCGCGCGCGGCCAUCGCCGUUGCCCCGGUCAUCCCGACACUGGAUGCCAAUUUACCGAAGAUUCCUGUACCGAACUUUAGGCCAUGUUCCUGCGAAGCAACUGUCCGAACCACGCCCUCCCCGUCCACCAUCAACGUGCCACCCCGCAACCGUCUGGCUUUGGAGCCUUCUAUCCGCGGCAUGCAGGCCGGACAUCCACGCGGAGCUCCACCGCGCACAGCCAUCAAACCUAUUCCCGGGAAGGGUGUCCACUGCAGUCUGCUGUUCCAGAACACUUCCGGUCUGGACUGUCCCUGCCAAAACUGGGGCGAACGCUGUGGACCACCGCGUUCCAUCUGCUCCAAUUUCUCCUCGGAGUUCUCGACGUGCAUGUGCAAUCUGGCGGAGAGUGUGCGCGAAGGGACGAAAUGUCAGCCAGCGGCCGUCAGCAUCCCGGCACGUGGAGCGGAUUUCCGGAUCUUUGCACCGGCGCCGGUGGUGGAAGUAGGGUGUGAUGCCGAGCCGUGUCAAAUCGUUUCCGGAAUUAACACGUUGAUGGGCGUUCCUCCGUACAGUUGGACCAUCAAUCGCAUCCAUUCCACCGGCUCCAACAGCAUCUUACCGGACGACAGCCCCGGUCCGGACAUCAGUCUAGACGACAACGCCAACAUUCUGAACGGUGCCAACUGUCUGCGUAGUGGGCGUGGAUUAACCGUUGACCUGGACAAGGUCAGUGCGCACCGUGAUCGUCUGGGGCCGGUGGAGCGAAUCAAAGACUUUUUCACCGGUCGCCAGCUGCCUAUUGCCGCAUUGACCAGUAGCCGCAUGGAAAAACAGUCCAAAGUUGACGUCUACCGGAUUGUGGCGCGUGACGGGGACGGAACAGUCAGCAACAUGGUGACGCUAACGGUUUUCUUCAACAAUCAGUGUCCUGUGAAGAUUAGAACGGUCUCCAAGGAUGUGUGAACAUGCACGCUGGACAGUUUCCUUGAACGCAUUUCGAACGGCU